Messenger RNA from Acanthaster planci (crown-of-thorns starfish), 2637 nucleotides. RefSeq lists its product as uncharacterized. Gene Ontology annotation, cellular component: signaling receptor complex; plasma membrane. Gene Ontology annotation, biological process: positive regulation of kinase activity; multicellular organism development; protein phosphorylation. Gene Ontology annotation, molecular function: ATP binding; protein binding; transmembrane receptor protein tyrosine kinase activity. Lineage: Eukaryota; Metazoa; Echinodermata; Asteroidea; Valvatida; Acanthasteridae. The record is from RefSeq and is a predicted model, not a curated record.
ACUACAUGUCUACUGUGCAAGCACGUAAUGUUUCUGCUAUCCACUCUGUCAGUCACAACAACAUUCAAAUUCUAAGCCUAUACUGCUUUUCCUUUAUCUGUUAGGUUUCAGGUUCCACGUCACACGUAAUCGUCACUCGUGCAAUGCCAAUAGGCCGCUGACCAUGCUGAAAUAACCUUAAUUAAAUGAAAACAUGCAAAUAUAUCUUUAUUCUGCCGUUGAACGAGUACACGAAAGGAAAUGGCGUUGAGAGUCAACAUAUACUUCCUGGUUGCUGGGCUAACAUUUCUUCUCCCAGUUUCGGUUUUCGGACAAACGCCUCUUGUGGAUGGCCCUGAAUGGACAGAUAUUGGACAAGACGCUGUGCUGACCUGUAAUUCUACUGCAAAUAUCCGAAUAGUGGAAUGGGCAAGAAGUGACUUCGGAAAUUCGUUAGGAGAGAGCGAUCUAGUUGUAAACUUGAGAACUUCAACAGGGACUGUUAUUAAUAUCAAUAACACUCGUUACGGAUUUGACAAGGAUGCUACUGAGUACCCAUUAACGAUCAAGUCAGUCAAUUUUGACGAUGGAGGAACCUACUGGUGCAUUUUGGCUGUUGAUGAUUUCCAGUAUAUUUAUGCAAUGAAGGAAUUGAGAGUAAGAGUACUUCCGAAAAGUGUAAAGAUGUCUGAUUUGACUGGGAGUUACCCAACCACUGGAGGCACGGCAUAUCUGGUAGAAGGACUGAAUCAUCAAUUUAUCUGUGAAGCACCUGACAUUAAUCCAGGGGCAUCAUUCAAGUGGUCACUCGCUGGUAGAGAGAUCGUAGAGGAUAGCUCCAGUGAUUUCACCAGUGCUGAUAAUUUCAUUACGAGUAAUAGUACAUUAACCUUGUCACCAGUGUGGAACAACCAUGGGGAAAUGUUACAGUGCCAGGCUUCAAACAAAGAAGGGCAUGUCGGAUUAUUCACCAUGGUAACGCUGGACGUUAAAGUAAUCCCCAAGGCUUCGUCGUUGUCGCUGUCUGACUCGGAUGGUGCAGUUCAUGAUGAAGUUGUUGUUGAUGAGGAUACACCUCACCUCUUCACAUGCCAGGUCCUUGGUACCAGACCUGGUGCAAGAAUUGAGUGGUACUUGAAUGGCGUCCAAAGACGCGUUCUGAACCAAGGUCCUGCAGGAGCCGUUGGAUUGGUUACUACAUCAGAUACGCUGUCUCUCAUUCCAACCAGAGCAGAUCACGGACAGAUGGUGACAUGUGAGGCAAGUAUUGCAGAGUCACCACGGCCCUACCCUUCACUGAACGUAACGCUAAUUGUCAACGGUCCCCCAGAUGUCCCUGGUAUAUCAGGUAGCACGUCAUUAACUGAGAAUGAGCCUACAAUUCUGACAUGCUCAUCAGAUAUGGGAUACCCCGAUGACUGGGAUCUGGUUUGGUCCAAUGGAGGCUUGCCUAUAACUGGUCCAACUACACGCCCAACAGCCUCAGAUGGUCGCUACAACUUCACUAGCACUUUUAACUACACACCAAGGAGACAGGAUAACGGCAACAUCAUCAAAUGUACAGCAAACAGAGCCUCGUUGACACCAGGCCCAAAAGGAAUUUAUGGACCAGUAGAUGUGCAAUUUUGUGCUAGAAUUGUGAGUGUAACCCAAAGCCCGCCAGUUCUUACAGCAGGCGGCAAAGCGACUCUUAGCUGCACGCCAGAGAGUAGCAACCCAGCUACCACCCUAACCUGGUCUAAGGAGGAUGUGGAGUUAACCACGCCCACUAGUCAACCAAACUCAGGUGGUGCCUAUGGAGGUAGAGUGACCAGAGUAAGCUAUACAACUGGUGUUCUAAACAAAACCAACAACGGAGAGGUGUAUAAAUGCUGUGCUACAAACCCGGCCAUCUCAACGUGUGCUACCAAUCUCUGUGACCGGCACAUAUUGAGCGUACAAUAUUCCCCUGAAUUCACCUCAUUGAAGCAAAUCCCAGACGCAUUUGCUACUGAAGGCAGUGAUGUAACCCUGACAUGUGUGGUAGAUGCCAAACCUAGGCCUGUCGGCAUCAACUGGAAGAAGCAAGGCUCCAAUAAAACUUUUAACUCAGCGUUUAUUGAUGACACCAGUACGUUGACUCUAAUUAACAUCAGAAGAGAGCAGGCAGGGAACUACACUUGUAGAGCAAACAACGGUGUGCCUACUGAUGACCCCAGCAGUGACGCAGUUUCAUCUCCACUCACAAUUAUAGUGCAUUAUGAGGCCAGCAUCACUAACAAGUUCAACAAUAUCGUUGGCGCCAAGCAUGGAGGAGUGACAGUUAUAACGUGCAUCACGAGGGCUAAUCCUAAACCUAUAAUCUCUUGGUAUAACCCAAACGAUACCAUAAUUUCCCCUGACUAUGGCAGUGGCAAGUUCUUGAUUGAAACUGAUACCACAAGUGGAGACCGCAUCUACGGAUUUACUGUCACCAGCACUCUUACCAUCCGUGGAGUCGAUUCUUGGUGGACUACGGAGUGUAUACCGUCAAUAGUUCGAACGGCAUUGAAGAUGGAGACACCCUACAGAUCAAUCUUACAGCACCAAGAAUACCAAGCAAGCCAAUUGACGUACAAGUCACACAACGGACUGCAGAUUCCUUGACUCUCAGGUGGACCGCUGGUAAUGAUGGCGGUG